CUUAUUUCCAAAGCCUCCUUCACUCGCCCUAGCUCCUCUGGUCAGGACCCAACAGCUUUGGCUGCUCUGGCCAACUGCAAGACUCCAUCUGGUCAGCCUGGUGGACCACGAGAUUCUCUAUCAGUUCUUAUCAGUUUAAAUCUCGCACUUGUAUAUAUACGCAAAGACAAUCCUGCGGCCUGUGAGGUGGAUAGUACAAAUAUUUGCUCAAAUAUUGCAGUUGGAUGUAAAGUAUUUGGUACUUUCUGUCAGUUGAUCAUUCGUGUUAACGGCUACUUCCAUUUACGCUUUGCCUCUUAUAUCCUGGUCUCCUUCAGGAUGCUUACCGCUUUCUCGCCUGAGAUGCUUGUGUACAUUGAUUGUAUGUCAGAACUUGCCAACAUUUCCGUUCCUGCCAGUCCAAUAUUUUGGAUCGUAUGA
Messenger RNA from Protopolystoma xenopodis, 420 nucleotides. Lineage: Eukaryota; Metazoa; Platyhelminthes; Monogenea; Polystomatidea; Polystomatidae. The record is from the annotation of a GenBank genome assembly.